Molecule: messenger RNA, 795 nt
Organism: Volvox carteri f. nagariensis
Lineage: Eukaryota; Viridiplantae; Chlorophyta; Chlorophyceae; Chlamydomonadales; Volvocaceae
Gene: SMYD2
Product: SET and zf-MYND domain-containing protein
Exons: 4
Cellular component (GO): nucleus
Molecular function (GO): protein binding
Source: RefSeq, a predicted model, not a curated record
AUGUAUCAAUGCCAAACAAGUUCCGGUACUAUAUUCAGCGAUGCCGAACUGCACAAGGGCUUUGCUGUCCGAUUACUUCCCGGCAAAGGCCGCCACCUUGUCGCAACACGGUGGUUCAACCCAGGCGCCGUUGUCCUGCAGCAGGAUCCUUACGUAUCAGUCCUUUCAGAUGAGCGGACGCCAGGUUUCUGCGAUUUUUGCUUCCGGCCCUGCGAGCGGCCGCUGCGAUGCACCCGCUCCAAGCUGGCCCGAUACUGCUGCAAGGAGCAUCAGCGCUUAGCAUGGGUGGCUGGCUACAAGAUGGAAUGCGAGGCCCUGGUGCGGUGUGCUCCGCGCGUGCCGCCACCGACGGUCCGCCUGGCCGCUCGCCUGCUCUGGCGCCGCGCAAGGUGUGGGGGCAUUAACGGCCUGUGGCGUUUGGAGCACCACUGGGACGAACUAGAUGACCGCCGGAAGCAGCUAUACGCGCAAAUGGCCGUCGUGACCUGGUGGGUGGCUCGGUGGGGCACGUGGCCUGGCUUUCGGACGGUUGCACAGCUCCUGUCCCUGCUGUCAUGCAACUGCCACACGGUGUGCGACGAGGAGCUGCGGCCUCUUGGGGUGGCCCUGUACCCCACGGGCGCGCUCGUCAACCACAGCUGCAGUCCCAGCACCGUGCAGACCUUUCACGGUAGCACACUGGAGCUAAGAGCCCUGCGUCAGCUGGCACCCGGGGACGAGAUAACCAUUGCCUACAUUGAGUUGGCGGCCACACGCCAGGAGCGCCGAGAGACAUUGGCGGACUCCUAUUUCUUU